CAUAAAGCAGAGCCCACCGUGCGCAACGGCCGCGUCUUUUGUCUCCGGCCAUGUUGAUCGGCGAGAAGGCCUGUGGUGCCCUCUGCAGUCCGCCGUGAGAACCCGAGAGUAAAGGACCUCCCAAGCCAAAUUUCACACAUCUUUUUCUUCAGGAUGUUUGCACGUGCGGCCUCUACACUGGUGCGUCAGGUGCCCCGAAUGGGUGCCAGAGCAUACUCUGAUGCACCCAUGGCCUUCACCUUUGCUUCACAGAACCAGGUGUUUUAUAACUCGGCAAAUAUUAGGCAAGUAGAUGUCCCCUCAUUUUCUGGAAGCUUUGGUAUCUUGCCUGCUCACGUACCAUCUCUGGCUGUGCUGAAGCCUGGAGUCAUGACAGUUUUCGAAGGUGAUGGCUCUGCCAAGAAAUUCUUUGUGAGCUCUGGGAUUGUCACCAUUAAUGAGGAUUCGUCAGUCCAGAUUUUGGCUGAGGAAGCAGCUGGUGUUGAGGAUCUUGAUCUUGCCUCCGCUCGUGACAUCCUCUCUAAGGCUCAGUCUGAAGCCAAUGCUGCUGCAACAGAAGAGGCAAAGGCUGCAGCUUUGAUUGCUGUUGAAGUUGCAGAAGAGCUUGUGAAGGCUGCUGAGUCUGGCUGAACAAUGCCUGCUGUACAAAGUUAAUUUACUGCUUGCGGACACCAGUGAAUGUUUUUUUUAAGAAGUAUAUUGUUAAAUGGGACACAUUUGUAGGAACAGAUAUAUAGUUAUUAAUUUUUGUGACUGCCAUACAACUAUAAAUAGUUCAUUCCCCAAGUAAACAUUUCACACAAUAUGCUUCCAGUGGAAGAACAGGACCUUAUCAAUUGUGCUAGGGUUGUAAAAUUUAUAUGUAAAUAAAUAAGUAAAUUAAA
Messenger RNA from Penaeus chinensis, 884 nucleotides. RefSeq names its product ATP synthase subunit delta, mitochondrial-like (gene ATPsyndelta). Gene Ontology annotation, molecular function: proton-transporting ATP synthase activity, rotational mechanism. Gene Ontology annotation, biological process: proton motive force-driven ATP synthesis. The transcript is spliced from 4 exons. The record is from RefSeq and is a predicted model, not a curated record. Lineage: Eukaryota; Metazoa; Arthropoda; Malacostraca; Decapoda; Penaeidae. Bases 154 to 630 code for a protein of 158 amino acids.